AGUCCUGUCAUCGGAGCCGUUUCUUGCUAUCCAAUUCUAGAGUGCAUUUGGUCUUCCGCCAUCCGGAACAAUGUACGGUGUACAUGUAUGUACCUUUCGAUCUCCUGAUCCAUCCAGCAAGCUUCCCGAAAGCCACCGGAGACUUGCACGCGCCAUAUGCACGUUUAAGGCCCCUCCGGAGUCGUUUUGCUGAAGCUUGUUUCCCUCCACCGCCGCCACAUUGCCUACUUGGGAAAGUUAUUUGAAAAGGUGUCGAUUGUAUUCCGUUUGCUCCGGUGUCUGCUCCAAUCAACUUGAUAUCGUCCACGCGG
Messenger RNA from Aaosphaeria arxii CBS 175.79, 311 nucleotides. RefSeq lists its product as uncharacterized. The record is from RefSeq and is a predicted model, not a curated record. The coding region runs from base 84 to 245 and encodes 53 amino acids. Lineage: Eukaryota; Fungi; Ascomycota; Dothideomycetes; Pleosporales. The transcript has a single exon.